This is a messenger RNA of Zootoca vivipara (common lizard), 1164 nucleotides long. Lineage: Eukaryota; Metazoa; Chordata; Lepidosauria; Squamata; Lacertidae. The record is from RefSeq and is a predicted model, not a curated record.
AUGUCAUUUACUAUAGCACGAAACCUUAGGAGGCACCAGAGAAUCCACACAGGAGAGAAACCCCACAAAUGCUUGGAGUGUGGGAAAUCAUUUGCUCGAAAGUCAUACCUUGUGGUCCAUCAGAGAAUCCACACAGGGGUGAGGCCAUAUGAGUGUGGAGAGUGUGGGAAAUGUUUUUCUAAUCCAUCAGGUCUUAUUUCCCAUAGGAGUGUCCACACAGGAGAAAAGCCACAUAAAUGUUUGGACUGUGGAAUGUCAUUUACUAUAGCACAUAGCCUUAGGAGGCACCAAAGAAUCCACACAGGAGAGAAGCCUUAUGAAUGUAGAGAGUGCGGGAAAUGUUAUGAUAAAGAAUACCUUCUGAGGCAUCAGACUGUUCACACCGGAGAGAGGCCCCAUAAAUGUGUGGAGUGUGGAAAAAGCUGUAUUUCACCAUCGGAACUUGUAAUCCACCGGAGAAUCCAUACAGGAGAGAAACCGUUUGAAUGCAUGGAGUGUGGGAGACGGUUUUCCCAGAAACAACACCUCUGCAGACAUCAGAGGCUCCACACAGGAGAGAAGCCCUAUGAAUGCUGGGAGUGUGGGAAAUGUUUUCAUGGCAACGCUAACCUUCUGAGCCAUAAGACUGUUCACACCGGAGAGAGGCCUCAUGAAUGUGCGGAGUGUGGGAAAAGUUUUCUUGUACCAGCACAGCUUUCAAUCCACCAGAGAAUCCACACAGGGGAGAAACCCUACAAAUGUAUGGAGUGUGGAAAAUGCUUUUCCCAGAAACAGCAACUCAAGGCGCAUGAAAAAAUCCAUACAGGGGAGAAACCCUACAAAUGCAUGGAGUGUGGAAAAUGUUUUGCCCACAAAUCACACCUUCUUGUACACGAGAGAAUCCACACAGGAGUGAGGCCAUAUGAAUGUGGAGAGUGUGGGAAAUUUUUUUCUACUUCAUCACAUCUUCUUGUUCAUAGGAGAGUCCAAACAGGAGAAAAGCCACAUAAAUGUUUAGACUGUGGAAUGUCAUUUACUAUAGCACAAGGUCUUCAGGCGAACCAGAGGAUCCACACAGGAGAGAAGCCUUACAAGUGCUUGGAGUGUGGGAAAUGCUUUUCUCAGUCAUCACAUCUUCGCAGUCACCAGAAAGUUCACACAGGAGAAAAGCCACAUAAAUGUUGA